Leopardus geoffroyi (Geoffroy's cat) is the source of this 8826-nucleotide messenger RNA. It is a transcript of the gene HRH2, whose product is annotated as histamine receptor H2. Gene Ontology annotation, biological process: chemical synaptic transmission; positive regulation of vasoconstriction; G protein-coupled receptor signaling pathway, coupled to cyclic nucleotide second messenger. The coding region runs from base 668 to 1747 and encodes 359 amino acids. NCBI's taxonomy places the organism in Eukaryota, Metazoa, Chordata, Mammalia, Carnivora, Felidae. Gene Ontology annotation, cellular component: dendrite; membrane. Gene Ontology annotation, molecular function: histamine receptor activity; neurotransmitter receptor activity; G protein-coupled serotonin receptor activity. The record is from RefSeq and is a predicted model, not a curated record. The transcript has 3 exons.
GCGCGAGGAGGAGCGAGUUGGGGGCGGAGACGAGGAAGUGGGCGCGAGCGGCGGGGCGCAGGCCGGGCGCCCGCUCCAUCCCUGCCCCGAGCGGAGCCGGCGCGGGCGCAGGACCGCGGCGAGCCCGGAGCCGAAGCCGGAGCCCCACGGCGCAGCAGCUCAAGCUCCUGUUCUCCAGUGGUCCUAAGAGGCAGACGCAGCAGUCCUUGACCCCCGUCGCAUGGGUGGGAGCAUCCAUCAGCUAUGGAGAACGAUGUGGCCACAUCUCCACGUGAUCUCUCCUGCAUAAAACCAAAGCCACCUCCAGACACAUGCUCUGGUGCCUCAGUCUCUAUGCAAAACCUGGAGAGUGGAGACCUGCUUCAGUCCUUGGGGGAAGCUGGCUCUGCAGGGGGUAAUUCGAGGACUGGAAUUUGAACCAAGAACCUUCUCUCUUCCUUCACUCUUCUUCAUUCAUGUUCAUGCCCAAUACCUCCUCGGAGACGGCUCUAUUUAUUUCUAGAAAAGCAGUACUGCGGCAGUCAUCGUAGCCUCCCCAUGUCUGGACAUUUUCUUUUGGCUCUCCCGGAAGCCUAGAGCCCAGCGAUUGACAUAACUGGCACCCGGGGGAGCUGCACGAGCAGCGGCCAGGGGCCGUGGGCAGAGGAAGGAGCCGUGAGGUUCCAGGAUGGUACCUAACGGCACAGCCUCUUCCUUUUGUCUGGACUCUCCCCCAUGUAGGAUCACUGUCAGCGUGGUCCUCGCUGUCCUCAUCCUCAUCACCGUCGCCGGCAAUGUGGUGGUCUGCCUGGCUGUGGGCCUGAACCGCCGGCUCCGCAGUCUGACCAACUGCUACAUUGUGUCUUUGGCCAUCACUGAUCUGCUCCUUGGCCUCCUGGUGCUGCCCUUCUCAGCCUUCUACCAGCUAUCCUGCAGGUGGAGCUUCGGCAAGGUCUUCUGCAAUAUCUAUACCAGCCUGGAUGUGAUGCUCUGCACGGCCUCCAUCCUUAACCUCUUCAUGAUCAGCCUCGACCGGUACUGCGCUGUCACGGACCCCCUGCGCUACCCUGUGCUGGUCACCCCAGUCCGAGUGGCUGUGUCUCUUGUCUUAAUUUGGGUCAUUUCCAUCACCCUGUCCUUUCUGUCUAUCCAUCUGGGGUGGAACAGCAGGAAUGAGACCAGCAAUUUCAACCACACCAUCCCCAAGUGCAAAGUCCAGGUCAACUUGGUGUAUGGCUUGGUGGAUGGGCUGGUCACCUUCUACUUGCCUCUGCUGGUCAUGUGCAUCACCUACUACCGCAUUUUCAAGAUUGCCCGGGAUCAGGCCAAGAGGAUCCACCAUAUCGGCUCCUGGAAGGCAGCUACCAUCGGGGAGCACAAAGCCACAGUGACACUGGCCGCCGUGAUGGGAGCCUUCAUUAUCUGCUGGUUCCCCUAUUUCACUGUGUUUGUUUACCGUGGGCUGAGAGGGGAUGAUGCCAUCAACGAGGCCUUUGAAGCCGUCGUUUUGUGGCUGGGCUAUGCCAACUCGGCCCUGAACCCUAUCCUGUACGCCACACUAAACAGAGACUUCCGCACGGCAUACCAGCAGCUCUUCCGCUGUGGACCUGCCAGCCACAAUGCCCACGACACUACUCUGAGGUCUGGCAGCUCUCAGCUGGCCAGGAAUCAAAGCCGAGAACCCACGCGGCAGGAAGACAAGCCCCUGAAGCUCCAGGUGUGGAGUGGGACAGAGGCCACAGCCCCUCAAGGAGCCACAGACAGGUAGGUGUAACCACAUGACUGAGUUCUGGCCAAUGAUGUGCAAGUGGAAGCAAACUGUAAGCAUUCCAGGAAGACUGCCUAAAGGGAAUUGACUCAGCCAAAGUACAGCCCUUUCAGCCUUUCCUCUCAUCCUCUUCCUUGAGCUUCCAGUGGAGUUGUGACGGUUGGAGUUCCUGGAGUCCUCUUGGGCCAUGUGGUGACCUUGAGGACAGAAGAUGUGUGCAGCGGAGCAUAAACAUGGAAGGAGCCUGGGUUCUUAAUGAGUUCCUGGAGCACGCAUACCAGCACUGCACUACCUUUAUGCAAUAAAGUAAAUCUUUGUGUGUUUAAGCCCCUGUUACUUUUGGGAUUUCCAUUACACACAGCAACACCUAUUCCUAACUGAUAGUGUAUCUGAUUGGAAAUUCCUUGUUCUCUGUCAAGAGGCUGAUGUCUGCAAAUAUACAAAAGUGUGCCUAGAACAACUUUCAGAUACACAAAAGGCCUAAGAUUUAAUAUGAUCUUUAUUGACAGUUGGAUUCUCCAAAGAAAGUUAGAUUUGGUGGGAGAAUAAAAACAGAUCAUUUAUGUUGUACACUUAAUGCAGAAUCCAGUCCAUGCAAAGCACGCAAACAACAAUGACUUCUAGAUUAGUCCAACCUAACCUAAGGUUGGAUCAAUUAGUCCAACCCUGCGAUUUGACAUGUGUGCAAAUGGAGGUCCAGAGAGGGGAAGCCCCUUGUCCAAAGUCCUGUAGCCAGUCGGCAGUGCAGGCAAGACUAGAGCGCUCAUUUCUUCACCUUUGCCUGUGAUCUUUCCUAUCUUCCUGAUCCCUUUUGCAAGGAAAUGAGGCAGUGGUCAGGAGGCCCUGCCUGACCAUACCCCCUCCAGGAGCCUCUCUGGCAGUGAUCCUUUGUCUUAGUCCACCCAGGUUGCUGUAACCAAAUACCACAGGCGGGGUGGCUUAUAAACAACAAACAUUUGUUUCUCACAGUUCUGAAGGCUGGAAGUCCAAGAUCAGGAAGCCAGCAUGGUCCAGUGAGGGCCCUCUUCUGGGUCACAGUGUUCUUGUUGUGUUCUCACAUGGCAGAAGAGGAUGAGGAACUCUCUGGGGUCUCUUUUGGAAGAGCACUACUCCUACUCAUGACAGCUAUGCCCUCAUGACUGAACCACUUCCCAAAGGCCCUGCCUUCCAAUACCACCACCUUGGGGAUUAGGAUUUCCACGUAUGAAUUUAGGGUAGACACAAACAGUCAAACCACAGCAUCCCUCUCCCGGGCAGCCAGCUCAGCUGAACAGCCUCUCGGAUCUCUUCCAAGUUCAGGAUUCCCUAGCUUUUUCAGGACCAGAAUGAAGAGAAAGGAUUGGGAGUCCUAUCCUCUUCCAUCCAUGCGUCCCCCUGUCUCUGUUCCUGUGAUGCCUGUGAGUUUAAUAAUGUAUAAUAGAAAUGAGGACAAAAGUGGGGAAAGUAAAUAGUCUGAGCAUCUAAAUAGUAUCCAAACCUGGGACACAGGUAGGGUGGGUUUACAGCCUUUUUCCUUCUUUCUUAGGGGUCUUCACAGCCCUUUCAGUAGCUCUGUCUCCUGUAGGGAAGGCAGGAGCCAUAAGACAUCAGGGUGGCUAAUACAGCCAUGGAAGAAGGUCUAGAGGUGCUGACCUCACUGGAAGGCCAAAAGGGAAGACAGAAUGCUCCAGAAAUGGUUUUGUUGCUGCCUCCCUGCCAGAGAAGUAUCUGUUAUUAGAAGAACCUUAUCAACAUUUUCUUAGUGCUGUUAUGAAGACAGCCAACUUGCCCUAAACUGAUGAAUUUUGAAAGAAGCAUAAAAUAAUUAAAAAAAAAAAAAAAAACAACUCUGAAGCUAAAAGAGUAAUAAUGAAUGUUUAAAAGCUUGGCUCAUUUGAAGCUUCUCUCUGGAACACAUUAACCCUUUCACUGAUUACAGGUUCCAAAAAAGAUGAUUAUUAGGGGAUUCCAAGAACCAUGUGAGAUAUUAAAAUAUCUCUGAUCAUUUAAUUCUUAGAAGAACCCUGCGUUGCAGAAAUUGGUGUCAUGCCCCCCACCCAGCCAUAAUCAGGGGAGCUGGACCCACACCUGGGCCUGUGAGACGGUGACAGCUCACGCUCUGGUCUCCAUGCUGGGCCCAGCCAUAUUUUGGUCCUCCACCGUGGGUCCGCCCUGGGACUCAGCCAGGACAGAUGGCCCACUUAGCCUACCCAAGGACAAUCUCUCAUGCUUGCCUGCCAGCUCUUAAACCUUCCAGCCUGGCCAACAAGGUCAGAAAGCUCUUUGGGAGACAGGGGGUGGGGACGCUGCUUGGGCCACCUCCUUCAUUCUGGUUCUCCUUGGCUCAGAGGAGCAGGUUGCCAAGCGAGAAAGCCGAGGGAAAGCUGGUCCUGGCGGCCCUGAGGGCAGAACUGGAGACUCCAGAGAGGAAGUCUACACAGAGGCAAGUUUGGACUCCACAGAAGAUGAGCUUCUAGCAGAGCUUCCAACUCAUCUAGUGAUGAGUUUCCCAUCACUAGAGGUAUGCAAGCUGAAGUCAAACCGCCACCUUCCAGGAAUGCAGUAUGAGCCAUCCUUGCCUUUGGUGGUUUUGGCACUCAGGGGCAUUGAAAUAAUCCUUAUUCCAGGAGAGCUUAUUACAACCAACACCAAGUUAGCAUGCACCAAGACCCUGCUCCAGAUGCCCACCCAACCUGUGCCCGUCCAACCUCAACAGCUCUGCAGCUGGGGCUCAUUAGCCCCAUUUUCCAGAUGCUUAGAGAAGGCAAGUGGCUCAUCCAGGGCCAUACACCUUGACCCAUAUCCAGCUGCCUCCCACACCUUUCAGUGCUUUUUCCACUCUGAAUCUUGCCUGAAGUCAAUCCCAUUUGUGGAAAGCAAUCCUCCCAUAAAGGAUGAGGACCUCCUCUGCAUAAUACCAAAAAUCACUAUUUACUGAAAGCUUGCGAUGUGCCAGGCACUCUUUUAUGCACUUUUUUUUUUUUUGCAGAUAUUAUCUCAUUUAAUCCAUCCAAAUCAACUUUCCCCUUUGCUGUAUGAAGAAAUUGACUUGUAAAGGUGAAGUCACUUGCCCGAGGUCAGAGCCAGUGAGUGGCAGACCAAGCCUUCUUGUUUUUUUGAAGUACUCCUGGUUCAGCGGGGGGCAGACCCAGCCACAAGGCAUGUGGAAUAAGAGGAGGACAAUGAGAAAGAAGAGGGAGUAGGGAUGGUCUGGGGCAGCCAUGUGAAAGAGCAGCUUUCACGAAGCUGAUGGAAAGCUGGGGAGGACCCUUCCAGCAAAAGGGCCUGACUGCAGAAGCUGGAGGCUGCCCCUUCCCCAGUUGGUUUGUAUGGAUAGCUGGAUGGCUUUAGUCAAGUCACUGUCCCGUUCUGAACUUGGAACAGACCACGGCUUAAACCAGAGCUCCAAGUCCAGCAGGGAUGAGAGGACAGUUGGGGAAACUGAGGCAAGCAGGCAGAGUUAGUGAAAGCUAUGAUUCCACAAGUCCACUCACCAGUUUCCCAGCUGGGAGUGCUAAUUGACUCUCCCUGCUCUGGGAGGCGGGAGGGGCGGGGAUUGGGAAUGGAGACCCCACCACUUGCAAAUCAUUAGGUCCCAACUAUUCGGAGAAGGUGCAGGGGUGGUGCCUGGAAGCUGCCAUCCCAGCGUCUUGCACUCUCAGAUCCCAUUAGCACCCUUUCCAACCAGGACCCGCAAGGGCCCUGUCUCCAGCCAGCUUCCAGGGAGUUGAUCCUAUAGGUCGCUUUCAUUCAUUUGUUUAUUCGUUCAACAAACAUUUGUUGGGCACCAGCAACGCCCCAUCCUGGAGCAAGGCACUUCCAGGCCCAUAUCCUUGCUACUCUGCGGUGGGGCUAAUUACCCACCAUCGGCCAGAAGAGAGGAAGAAAUUCAGUCACGGUCACACACCUAAGAAGGAGUAGAGUCCAUACUCAAGCCUACGGCCUUGCUGCCACACCAGCCCAGGCUUGGCCCACGGUGUCUGAGAUAAACCCACAACUCAGGCCCUGCUGCCUGAGCCAUGUGUGUGCCUGUCUGAAGGUCCUGGAUUUCCCACCGUCCUGGCACCUGUCACGGUUUAGCAGGUUACCAUGGUAUCGCUCCCCAGCACCCCGGGCAGCAGGGACCACCAUCUGUUUACACGGCUGUCAGAGGAAUUGAUGUCAUGCGAAAUUGUCAGCUCAGCAGGAUGGGAGGAGGAAGAGUGGGCGGCUCUGAAAGCUUCCAAGCUAUCAACACUCAUCUCCAUCAAAGCCCUGAGCAAGUCGCUGCUCCCUUGGGAGGAAUGGAGGAGAAGGGGGAUUGAGAAAAAAAAAAAAAAAAAAAAAAGGAUACUUCCUCAGAGGAAGAAGCAGGGGGCAAUCAAUGGUAAUCGUAUUAUUAUUUCCAUUGUGAUAAUCAUUUUACAAGUCACAGGCUCAUUUCAGCCUCUCACAGCCCUGGAAGGUCAGCAUCACCAUUAGCUCCAUUUUACAGAUGCUCCAGACUAUGAAACUGAGGCUCCGAAACACGAAAAGCCUGCUCGAGAUCAUAGGCAAACAGGAUGGCUGAUCCCGUAGGAAACGGCUCCUGAUCCUCAGGCUAGGAGGCAGGGAGUUGCUUUUGGCCAAGAUGGGAGGCAGGUCUGCCCCAGGGAUGCAGGCACAGGGCAGUUGGUCCACUGACCGCACCACAGAGCGUGGGAUGGAAAUGACAUGAAGAGCCCGGGCUGAGAGCCGGGAGCCUCGGGUUCUAAAUUACACCCUCUGACACGAACACUGCUGCAAUCAGGGACAAACAGCUGGUGAUUGCCAAGGCCAGAGCACAACUAAGGGACGCCUAAAUAUCCCAGGAAAUAUAACUGGACAGUGGAAAUCUGUUGCUUGCCAGUUCAUCACCCAUUCCCGUUUUCAGUAACAGUCUACUGAUUCUCCCCCGGGGAGCCAAAACCCCUCUAGUCUCACUCCACCGGGGACCGGAAGACGCUGACCCACCCCAGAUAACCUGCCUCUAAUCCAACUGGUGUAUCUCAACUCCGGGCCAUGAUGAUUGGCUCAGACAUAGGCACGUGACCCAAAGCGAGCCAAUGAGAGUCAGGAAAGAGAAUCUCUCCUGCUGGGCUCCUAAAAGGAGACAAUAUAGGCCAGAACUUGACCACCGUCUUGCACCACGGGGGCAGAGCCUGCUUGAGAAGGUAGCUGACGUCCGGCUAAGCAAGGCCAAGAAGGGGAGUACAGAUUUCCCCUGGAUCCAGCCACUCCUGGAGGAGAGAAUCUUUGGGACUCGCAUCCCUUUUUGCUGAGGUAGUUGAGUUUCCUCAGUGCCACUUGAAAGAGUCCUGGUUGGUUCACCCCAACGCAUCUCAGUGAGGGAACCCGGUGGGGUUGGGAGGAAUCACUGAAGAAGCAGCCCGGGUUAAAAGUGAGACGGUCCCCCCCCCCCCCCCACCUCCGAGGGGAAACCGAGUGACAACAGAUUGGUUGCUCAACUGGCCUCAAAGGAGAGUGGGCAGGUUAACUUCAGGGUUUGGUUCUGCGGGUUGUGCAAGUUGGGACCAGCGCGGAAUUGCAAGAAUAGGGGACUGGUUGAGGCUGUCACAAGACUCUGUUCUCUCCAUUCUCCCCCUGCCGUACCCAGCCUCACCUCUAAAUAAACAUUGACCAAAUAUUUAGAAAAUACUGACUUGAAAGGACCCGGUGUAUUAACCUGCACAAGUGACCCACGUGUCUCCAGCUAGCCCAUGUAUUAUCAAACCUGAUACAACCUUGGACAAAUCCUGUUUCUCUCUGGGCCUCAGUUUUCUCAUCUCUGAAGUGAGGACCCCCCCUUUGCAUUUGCUAUGAGGAAAGGGAAGCAGUAAGGGACAGGACUUGAUUGACAUGCACUGUGGCCGGGCCAGGAAGAGCUUGGAAUCUCUCACCCCUCACCGCAGGGUCACAGUCUCCCAUUUUCAAAUAAGCAACGGUUUUCAGUUGGGACGUUUUUCUCCAUUUAAAACCCUGUCUCUCCUUCCUUCUUAAAGACACAAACUGAAAUAUUUAUGGAUGAAGUGAUACGAUGCCUGGGAUUCGCUUCAAGAUGAUAUGGAAGGGAGAGAGUAGGUGGAGGUAUAGAUUAAACAGAAUUGGCUGGGAGCUGUCGAAACAGGGAUGAUGGACACAUGAGGGUUUAUUAUACUAUUUCUCUACUUCUGCAGAAGUUUGAAAUUUCCAUAAUAAAACGUUCAAAAGGAAAACAAACCCCCUGGCUUGCUAUCAGUGUGGGCUGUUCUGACAUGUUUCAACACGCUACACCCCAGAACCUGGGAGAGCCUCAGCCCCGGCUGGGGGGUGAGAAGAAGUAUUUCAGGAUAAUUGAUGGAGAUAAUCGUCUGAGCUUUGUACCUGUGUUUUUUCUCCUCCCGCGUCUCAAACAAGGUGGCAACUUUCGGCUCCCUGACUUGCAGGAAGGCUGAGGCAGGGUGGGAAGGCAAAGAUGUGUGAGUGAAGAGCUGGGAGAACUGAGAGCGGUAUGGAAACCGUGAGUUCUGCCGGAGCCGGGACCUGGAGCAUCUCUGUGGUGACCGGUCGGCACCGCCGAUGCCUAAGGCGGGACCUCUCAGAGGCCUUGGCAAAGCCUGAGAAGGUAUGGCUUUUGCCUUAAACCAGUGGGGAGGCUGCUUCCCUAACGGCUGACACCUUCUGGUCUGUCAGGUCUGGAUUUUAAUUUAAGUCCCUGGAAAGAAAAGGAAGAACUAUCUACUUGCGGUCACAUGAGAGGAGUGGCAGAAUGAUGCAGGAGGCUCUGGAGUCCAAAGAGCCACAGUCUGAUCGUGGUUUUGCUGCUUAUAAGCUGUGAGACCCUGGACAAGUCAUUUCACCUCGUCAGACUCAGCUUCUCCAUCUGUAAGGUGAGGAUGACGGCACCUACAGUGAUGGACUUGCAAGGAGAGCAAGACGAGGCAAUGUCCCCCACCGCGCAUGGCACGUCCACUUCUCAUUCUCUCUCUCUCUCUCCCCCACCCACCCGCCACCACCCUGCAAUCAGGAAAAAGCUGUUUAAAUAGAACUGUAAUUGAUAUGCAGUCAGCGGAGGCUAAUUAAGAAUUUAUUUUUGCUCCUUGAUUAAAUGACGGUUUAAAGUC